Molecule: messenger RNA, 2272 nt
Organism: Pseudogymnoascus verrucosus
Lineage: Eukaryota; Fungi; Ascomycota; Leotiomycetes; Thelebolales; Thelebolaceae
Exons: 3
Coding region: 410-2272 (620 amino acids)
Biological process (GO): arachidonate metabolic process
Cellular component (GO): membrane
Source: RefSeq, a predicted model, not a curated record
UUGUUACCGUACAGCAGUACAAGGACGCGUGCAUCUCUAACCCCGGCCAACCCCCCCAGCCAAGAUCAACAACCACCACCGCCACCACCGACUACUAAUCUACUACCACCAACAAAUCUCAGCUCACGUCAAACUAGACACUUUACUCUACUCUACUCUACUCUACUCUACUACUACAAUCUUUAACUGAAUCACCAACGAUCCUUACAACAUACUCACGAAUCCGAUAUAUAAACCAACUCCAUCGCAUCACCACUACACACAGACAGAACAUACAAACCACACAAGCGACGCCGCGGCGGGAGCUACAGCCACCAGUACCCGAACACUGCGGGGCAGCGAGCGAGCGAGCGAGCGAGCGCACAUCUCCAGGCGACAACAAAGGGUCUCUCCCCCACCAACGGCCACCAUGGAGACCAACACAGGAUUACGCCGGAAGGACACCACGAAAGGCGCACCUCUGCGCGUCCUCUCUCUAGAUGGCGGCGGCGUGCGCGGCUACAGCGUCUUCAUCAUCCUGCAAGAGCUCAUGCACCGGACCUUUGUCGAGAUCGAAGGACGCGCCCCGAAGCGCUCUGAGAUCCCAAAACCAUGCGAUCACUUCGACCUGAUCGUCGGCACGGGCACGGGCGGACUAAUCGCGAUAAUGCUCGGUCGCCUGCGUCUCGACCUCGAGACAUGCAAAGAAGUCUACGUGCGGAUGACGCGCAAGGUCUUCGAGACCGACAAGACCAUCGCGGGGAUCCCGUACCGGAGCACGCUGUUCAAGGCGAGUAAGCUUGAAGAAGCGAUCCGCGAGUGCGUGAGGGAGCAUACGGUGUUUCAGAGCGAGGGGAAUGAUGGGGAGGCGUUUGAGGAUGUGCAGAGUCCUGUUGGGUAUCCGUUGGGUAGGGGGGAUAGUGGGAGGAGCGAGGGGGUGAAGAGGCAUCAUAGUAAUGCGAGUAUUAUGAGCUUUUCGGCGAGGGGGCCGAGGAGCACGUAUGGGGAUAGGAAGUGGUCCACUUCGGCGAGGUAUGGGGAUGCAAAUGCGCUGCUUUAUGAUAUGAGGGAGAAUCGCACGAAGACCGCCGUAACAGCAGUCUACCAAAACACCCCCAAAGGCGCCCCCCCCGCCCUCCUCCGCUCCUACGACUCCCGCAAAGAACCCGCCCCCGAAUUCAACUGCACGAUCUGGCAAGCCGGGCGCGCCACCUCCGCGACCGGAUUAGCCUUCAAACCCAUCCAAAUCGGGCAGUCGGUAUUCAUCGACGAAGUCCACGGGCGCUUCAACCCUGCCCCGAUCGCGCUGGACGAGGUGACGCUGAAUGAAUACCCUGGGAGGCCGGUGGGGACGUUUAUUUCUAUAGGUACCGGGAAGAGGCCCUCGAACACAGAUGCGAAUAGUCACCUCUGGUACGACGAUUUCCUCGGCGACUUCGCCGAGGCGCGACGCAGAUUAAUUUCCAAGAUCGAAGGGUGCGAGACGACGCAUCUUUCCAUGCCCGCCCUCCUCGCUGCCAGGAACAUCGAGAUAGACUCCUACAUCCGCCUCAAUGUCGAGGUUGGCGUCGGGGAUUUCGGGAUGAAUGAGUGGGGACGUCUGGCGGAUAUCUCGACGUCCACGAGACGGUAUCUCGCGAGGCCGGAUGUACAGGCUAUGUCACUCAAUGCCGCCACGCGAUUAGCACGCAUCUUUCUCACGCGUUUGCGUGGUCGUGAUCCGGCGCCGCCGCCACCACUUGUCCCGCCACCCAGGGACCCGAGGAGGAUGACUUUGCAGAAUGUACCGGAGACGCCGUACCCCUCUUUCGCGGCCGAGUUACCCGCUGAGGUACCACCUGGGUCUGCAGUGCCCGCAGCGCGGCCAAGUUCGCGACGCAGCUACGAUCUCGGCGCUGAAUCCCUCGGUGUACCCUCCCCCAUCCGGGGUAGUCCGAGGACAAGCGAUGAUGGACGUCCUGUGUCUGCUUUGUCUACUACACCUACUAGCGCUACUGCCGGCGGGGGCGGUUGGGGAGGAGGAGGAGAUAGGUUGACAUCCCAUGCCCCAACGCCGGCGCAGUACUGGACUGCGGGGGGACGGGAUAAGAUCGCUAUCGUGGAGGGGGAUGAGGAGCAGGGCAAUGGGGGGAUGGAACCGCCGCCGUUGCCGCCGAAGACGCCGAUUAUGGGGGUGCGGGAGCAUAGGAGGGUGCCCAGCUCGGUGUCGACGCUAGGGCCGCCGUAUCCGUUGGAUGAUGGACCGCCGCCGGUGGUUAAUAUGGCGAGGAAGCCGGAGUGGAAUGGGAGGUAG